AUGAAUGAACCAGCCGCCCCAGCGUCAGAAGAAGUGCUCAACCCUUUUAUGAUGGGAGACACUGAUUCCUCAACAUUUGCCGGGGAUAAUCCUUUUGCAACCAGUAACCCAUUUUCAGAUUUUGGAGAUACUUAUGAGCCUCCCGCGGGAGACACGGUCCCUAUUGAUAUUUUUGGGGGACAAAAUACCACAGGAUUAGGCGCUAAAGGAUUUGAAGAUACAUCUAUGGAUAUUUUCGGGAGCCAACCAGUGGAUACGGAAAAGCUAAUGAAACCCACUGAACUAGAAUUAAUCUCAACUAUAGUUGAUUGUCCUAGUCCAGUACAAGUUGAUAACAAUGAACUCGAGCCGCCUGCGCGUCCUCUACCCCCAGAAACACAAAAUUUAAUAUUAAGCGUAACAGGUCAAAUGGAAUUUACUAGUACUCAUCUGCUUGAUCGUAUACCACCAACUAGAACGCCUAGUCCUGUAUCAGCACGAGAUAUUCACUCACCAAGCCUCACCCCAGAGCCAGGAGAAUUACUUGAGGAAGCGGUGCCAUUAGAAAACAUAGAAGUAAAUAAAAUGAAGCCAGCAAGGCCACCCCCUGCACGACCUCCACGGCCUGCACCACCAAGUGUUCCUCCACCGCGGCCACUAGCCCCACCACAAGUACAGCAACCAAAACAACAGCCAACCCCGGAAACCACCCAAAUGGAACCAUCAGAUGAUAUCAACCUUUUUGAUGCGCCUGUUCCUGUAACGACGAAACCAACGAAGGAGGAUAUUUUAAGUUUGUACUCCGCCCCUAAGAAAGAAGAAAAGCAAAUAGAUUUUCUAAGUGACGAUAUCCCUGAGGUUAUAUCGUCUGAUAAAAGUCCAGAAAUACUACCUCAAAUGUCUAAUGUCAUUACAUCAACAACAAGUUCUCAACCGGUCGAAACAACACCUUCAAUCUUUCAAGAUUCUGGAAAUGAUACCAUCGGAGAGCAAAAUAAUAUGUCAUUGUUUACCAAUGUAAUGGAUGACACAAGUGUUCCUAUGGAUUGUUCGGAACCGAUGGAGAUAACACCGAUUCAGUCUCAUAAUUCUCCUUUUACUGAACACGCUGAUGAAGAGUUCCAGGACAUAAAUGAAACCGAAAAAAAUCCAUUUGAAUCUAAUGAAGUAAGCGAUAUAUCAUCUUUUGGAAAUAUUGCUUCUGAUAUUUUCCCAUCGAAGCCCGAUGAAAAUGUGCCUAACCUUUUCUUUUCGAUGCCAGACGAUAACACAACCGACAUUUUUUCCACAAAUCCUGAAGGCAAUGCCGUUGAUAUUUUCUCCUCAAAAGCUGAAGACAAUACGACGGAUGUCUUUGCGUCGAAGCCGGAAGAUACGUAUAUGACAUCGUCAAAAACAGAUAUAUUUAGCGGAGGCCAAAAUGAGUCCUUUUUAGAUGAUACUACAACAAAAACUAUGGAAGAAACACAGUUUAACGCAUUUGGGGAAACAAUAGAAAAGAAUGAAGGUCAAUCGCGGAACGCUUUCGAUACAGACAUUACUUUUGUGGAGGAGAAAAGCGUUGCCGCCCCAACUUCAGAUCUAGGGUGGGAUAAUUCAGAAAUGAUACAAGACACCAUAAAACCUUCAGAAGAUGCGUUUGACGCUUUCUCCGCUAAAUUUGAUUCCACAGUCUCCAAUCAUAUGAAUACAGACGCGUGGGGUGAUGACGGCAGCUCGGACGUAGCUCCUGGGGGAUUUGAGGCUGAAGCGUUUGAUCCGUUCUUGACUAUGGAAGCGCCGCCGCCACCACCGGCCGCCACGCCACGUCUGGAGCAUCAGGGAUCGCGAGACAGUACUGACGACACUUUCUCGGUCUUCAUCAGGCCCAAGGAUGACACGGGGGCCCAAGAAUCGGCAGUACCAGUGCUUGCCCCGCCGCCGCGGCCACAAGCUCUUCCCGAUUCCCCGCGCUACAAUCCCUUCGAUAAGAGCGAAGCCGAACCCCAACCAAGGAUUGAGCCGCAAUUCGAAGAACCGCAUCAUGGGUCAGGCAGCGGCGGUGAGACGCCUCCCACGCCUUUGUUCGAUGAGGAUAUGUCGAUGCCUCUAGAAGACUUUCCGCGCACUCAGUACAACGGGCCGGGCUGGGAGAUGCAUUUGAGGCAACCCAACAAGAAGAAAAUUACUGGACAACGGUUCUGGAAGAAAAUGUUCGUGCGCCUGGUGUACCAGGGGGACACGCCCGCCGUACAACUCCUAAACUCCGCUACUGACAAGGAGCCGCUACAGGAGUUGCCUCUGCAAGCAUGCUACUCUGUGUCUGACGUAGGCGCCCAGCAAUUCGACCAGUUCGGCAAGAUCUUCACCGUCAAGCUCCAAUACGUAUUUUACAAGGAGCGCCCUGGUGUCAGGCCGGGACAGGUGACAAAGGCUGAGCGCAUCACUAGCAAGCUGUCACAAUUCGCGGCUUAUGCCAUGCAGGGUGACUACCAGGGGGUGAAAGAGUUCGGCAGCGAUCUGCGGAAACUCGGUCUGCCCGUCGAACACGCGCCUCAGGUGUCACAGCUGUUCAAGCUGGGAUCACUUUGCUACGAGGAUGUUAAGCAGUUCUCAUGCUGCGUGGAGGAGGCACUGUUCCGUAUAUCGGCGCACCGCGACCGAGCGCUCACUUACAAAAUGGAAGAGGUGCAACUGACAGCGGUGGACGAGCUUUACGUGGAGCAGGACGCUGAAGGGUCUGUGCUGAAGCAGAUUGCGCGCGUACGGCUGUUCUUCUUGGGAUUCCUUAGCGGCAUGCCGGAUGUCGAGGUUGGAUUGAACGACCUGCGGCGUCAAGGCCGCGAGGUGGUGGGCCGCCAUGACAUCAUCCCAGUGGCCACCGAGGAGUGGAUCCGAGUGGAGAACGCUGAAUUUCACGCCUGCGUGCAGCCAGACGAAUUUGCCAGUUCCCAGAUACUCAAGUUUAAGCCGCCGGACGCUUGCUACAUCGAACUGAUGAGGUUCCGAGUGCGUCCUCCCAAGAACCGUGAGCUGCCGCUCCAGCUGAAGGCUGCAUGGUGCGUCGCCGGCAACAAGGUGGAGCUGCGGGCGGACGUGCUGGUACCUGGGUUCGCUUCUCGAAAAUUGGGGCAGGUGCCUUGUGAGGACGUGGCAAUCCGCUUCCCCAUACCAGAGUGCUGGAUCUACCUGUUCCGCGUGGAGAAGCACUUCCGCUACGGCUCUGUCAAGUCAGCGCAUCGGCGUACGGGCAAGAUCAAGGGCAUCGAACGCUUCCUCGGUGCUGUGGACACUCUACAAGAGUCCUUGAUCGAGGUGACGUCGGGCCAGGCUAAAUAUGAGCACCAGCACCGCGCUAUAGUUUGGCGGAUGCCGCGCCUUCCCAAGGAAGGACAAGGCGCGUACACCACGCACAACCUGGUAUGCCGCAUGGCGCUGACGUCGUACGACCAGGUGCCCGGCGAGCUGGCGCGGCACGCGUUCGUCGAGUUCACCAUGCCGGCCACCCAGGUCAGCCAUACCACCGUGCGGUCGGUCUCGCUGCAGCAGCACGACGGCGACCCGCCGGAGAAGUACGUCCGCUAUCUCGCGCGCCACGAGUACACCGUGGGCAUCGAACGGACGACUGGCCAAUCGGCACCGGCGUACGCCCUGGCCGCCGCAACACCCGCGCCCGUCGCCCCCACUCCCGCCGCCCCACCGGAACGCGUACCCUCUUCCGACUCCGACUCGGAC
Iphiclides podalirius (scarce swallowtail) is the source of this 3693-nucleotide messenger RNA. Lineage: Eukaryota; Metazoa; Arthropoda; Insecta; Lepidoptera; Papilionidae. The record is from the annotation of a GenBank genome assembly.